Messenger RNA from Mugil cephalus (flathead mullet), 819 nucleotides. Its product is annotated as histone H4. The record is from RefSeq and is a predicted model, not a curated record. Gene Ontology annotation, cellular component: nucleosome. The coding region runs from base 7 to 318 and encodes 103 amino acids. The transcript has a single exon. Gene Ontology annotation, biological process: nucleosome assembly. Lineage: Eukaryota; Metazoa; Chordata; Actinopteri; Mugiliformes; Mugilidae. Gene Ontology annotation, molecular function: structural constituent of chromatin; protein heterodimerization activity; DNA binding.
GCAAACAUGAGUGGAAGAGGAAAGGGCGGCAAAGGUCUCGGUAAGGGAGGCGCCAAGCGUCACCGCAAAGUUCUCCGUGAUAACAUCCAGGGUAUCACUAAACCCGCUAUCCGCCGCCUGGCUCGCCGUGGUGGAGUCAAGCGUAUCUCCGGUCUGAUCUACGAGGAGACCCGCGGUGUGUUGAAGGUUUUCCUGGAGAACGUCAUCCGUGAUGCCGUCACCUACACCGAGCACGCCAAGAGGAAGACCGUGACUGCCAUGGAUGUGGUCUAUGCUCUCAAGAGGCAGGGACGUACUCUCUACGGUUUCGGAGGUUAAAUUACGAACCCCUUCGCCGUCUAACAAAACAACGGUCCUUUUAAGGGCCACCCAUCUCUACAUAAAGACAUGCUUUCCUUAUUUUUAUUGUGUAAACUUGCCAACACCAAUCAAACACAUCUUCCAAUCUGGAAAGGGCUUCAUGAAGAGCCAUGAAGCUCCGUUGUCGUGGCCUCCGAAGAGUUGACGCUGUCAGCAUAGACAGCCAAACCUGUGAUUGUUGAGUUGAUGAGCUCUGUUUUUAUGUGAGGCCGAAUUGUUCCAUUUUCACAAAAUAAAGACAUUAAAUCUCAAAUUUAGCACACAACAUUAAUGGUGUUUGAUUCUAUCCAAGGGGAUAAGGUUAAAUUUUAAAUACUGUUUCUAAAACCUUACCUAUCCCCCUUGUCUUACCAAAACAAUCAUUCACCAUUAUCAUUAAAUGUGUCCAAAAUUUAAAUGCCUCAAAAGUCUUCAACGACUAGUUGUUUAUGAAAUGGGAAAGGAGUGAAAAUUAAAAAU